UCUUAUCUUCACAAUUCUUUAGUUUCAAUAAAAACCUUAUCUUCAUCCCCUUCUUCUCCAAUGGCUUCUUCAUCUUCUUCCCUCCAUUUCCUUUCACUUACACCACAAACACUCCCAAAACCCACUUCCCAAACAACUUCAAUUUCCUUCUUUUCACUUCCUUCUUCCUCUUUAAACCUUUCUUUAUCAUCUUCUUCAACCCCAAGAUACUUUGAGUCUUCUCGUUUUGUUCGUAAAGUAACCCUUUCUGAUUUUGACCAAAUUGAGGAAGUUGGGGCUGGUGAUGAUGAUGAGGAGGAGGAAGGGGGUUUGAGUGAUGAAGGUGCUUCAUAUCAAGAACGUAAUGCCAAUCCUGACCUUAAAAUCUUUGUUGGUAAUUUGCCUUUCAGUGUUGAUAGUGCGUAUCUUGCUGAGCUUUUUGAACGUGCUGGAGAUGUUGAAAUGGUUGAGGUUAUCUAUGACAAGCUUACAGGAAGAAGCAGAGGUUUUGGCUUUGUGACAAUGUCCUCCAAAGAGGCAGUUGAAGCUGCCUGUCAACAAUUUAAUGGCUAUGAAAUUGACGGGAGGGCACUGAGGGUGAAUUCUGGGCCAGCACCACCCAAAAGGGAGAAUUCUUUCGGGGGCAAUUCUUCUUACCAGGGAGGCAGGGGUGGAGGGAGUAUGGACAGCUCCAACAGAGUCUACGUAGGAAACCUUGCAUGGAGUGUUGACCAACAACAACUUGAGACCUUGUUCAGUGAGCAAGGAAAGGUCGUGGAUGCCAAAGUAGUCUAUGAUAGAGAUAGCGGUAGAUCAAGGGGCUUUGGAUUUGUAACAUACAGUUCCGCUCAGGAGGUCAACGAUGCAAUUGAAAGCCUGGAUGGUGUUGAUCUAGGUGGCCGGGCUAUCCGUGUAAGUCCUGCUGAAGCUCGUCCACCCAGACGUCAAUUCUGAAGAUUGUAGCCAACAUCUUUUUGACCGAGAAAAGGCUUGAGGGUCCAGGAGAUGACGAUAAUUGCAGAAAUGAAUGAGUUAUUAACUUUGCAACAGCUAUAUCUUAAACUUGCGCGGACAAACUACUCUCUACUUCUGGACUAACUAGAGCUCUCAAGUAAAUUAGUUUUCGUAAUGUAUGUUCUGAAAUUGCCUCAGGAAGAUAUCCCUGAUCUUGUAAUAUGAUUCUAUCCAUCACUUGUUGACAAUCAAGACAAUGAAAAAGUUUGAUACUCUUCGAAAAUGUAUCUUAGCGCGAACCAA
Molecule: messenger RNA, 1236 nt
Organism: Solanum lycopersicum (tomato)
Lineage: Eukaryota; Viridiplantae; Streptophyta; Magnoliopsida; Solanales; Solanaceae
Product: 29 kDa ribonucleoprotein A, chloroplastic
Biological process (GO): chloroplast rRNA processing
Cellular component (GO): chloroplast thylakoid membrane
Molecular function (GO): mRNA binding
Source: RefSeq, a predicted model, not a curated record